AUGGCCGCUCGCCGCGACCCAACUCGGGGCAAUCGUCAUUCAGGAACCAACAUCGGCUAUCUUCUCUUUUCUCAACUUCGUCACGACGUAUCUCUUUUGGCAACAACUUGGCUGGCGAUCAAAUAUACAAAAGAAACAAAUCUGGUUCUCGUCGACGAUUUUUCAUUGUGUCGAUUGUUGGGUGACCGAGUGGAUGGACUAUUUUUAUGUGGUUUCGCCGACAUCUGUGUGGCCGUCCUCUACACAUUACCCGCGUUGACCACGAAAAAACAUUUU
Mesorhabditis belari is the source of this 276-nucleotide messenger RNA. NCBI's taxonomy places the organism in Eukaryota, Metazoa, Nematoda, Chromadorea, Rhabditida, Rhabditidae. The record is from the annotation of a GenBank genome assembly.